CUCAGGAAGUCGUGUGUUCACAAGAUGACUUUGAGUUUAGACAAUCAAUUGGCUAGGCUGGCUUCAGCUGGGUUCCCUGGUUCACUCCUAACAGGAGUAGCCGAAAGCCUCUUAGCCCAGUCUGCUGGGAUUUGGAACGUACCAGAUUUGAAAUGUCCAGUGUCACUGAAUGCUGAGGAGAGCUCCAAUGUGUUUCGUGGACAGACACAUUCAGUUAAAUGUGAGGACUGCAUGUAGUGUUCACAUUUCUCUUGGCUUUUUCAUCGUUGUGCGCAAAACGGCAGUACCCGCUUGGCCAUGCAGCGUAUCUAGAAUGUCUGUGUUUUUGCCGUUUAAGAAAUCUCUCUCCAAGAGGAGACCUUCAACACCGUUUACACUAUGAUACAGUGAAAAUUAAGGUGUUUGUCUAAACAGAAAUACAGCCAAUGCAAAACUAGGCUCCUUUGUAUUAAAUAUACUUGAACAGGAGGACAUUUGAAGAGUCUCAAUAAAUUUGCCUCUAGUAUCGAAUGCUACCCCAACCCACGAGAUGUAAGUGUUUACGUCUCUAACAAGAACACAUGGAGAACGAAGCCAAUAAACGUAGUUUCCGAAACAGCCUACAAGCUGGUGGUAUGAAUAACGAGCACACUGUUAUCACCGUUUGUAGUGUCCAUGUAUGGCACUCUUUGUAAUGAAGGAAGGCAACCCUGGGGUUCGGGGGCUUCCAAGAUGGCUGCAGUUUCAUUGAAAUAAAUGUGUGUGUGUUCCCAACAGAAUCGACUGUAAUCAGUGUCAGUACUCGAACUACUAUACGUUACAAUGGCGACGAAGAUGCGUCUGAACUUCGCGAAGGCUGCCAAGCAACGAUUUUAAGCAGAACGAAGAUAUCAACACACAUUGUCGAAGCUUCUACUUUGCGGUAUGGCGCACAACAUGCUUCCAUCAUUCCCUUUCUUCGACGCGCGUGCCACUGACGCCAACAACGUCGGCACCGAGUGGUUGAAGUGGGUGAAACGCUUCGAAAACUUCAUCGUAGCCUGCGGUAUCACAGACGAUGCCCGGAAGACGGCCAUACUACUACACUACGUGGGGGAAGAAGUGUAUGACAUGUACUGUGCACUACCCGAUCCUCCCGCAGCCGCAGCUGCGUCUACCAUUUCAAGCACCGGUGGCUCCAGUAACGCAACCCCUCUCUACACCGCAGCACGUAGGAAGCUCGAUGACUAUUUCGCACCCCGAGUAAACACUACCUUCGAGGUAUACCGCUUCCGUCAAGCCAAGCAAAUGGAAAACGAAUCGCUCGACGCAUUUUACGCCAGGCUACGACAGCUUGUUAGGCACUGUGCUUUCGCCGAUGACGACACCGAAAUCAAGAAUCAAAUAUUGCUGUCUACAACGUCGACACGUCUACGCCGGUAUGCCAUGCAGCAUGACCUCGACUUGCAAGGAAUUCUCAAACAAGGCAGGUUAUUUGAAGAGGUCGAGCACGACAUCUCCGUGAUCGAGCAAGAAAGCCGGCAGUGUAAGGAAAACUCGGCGUCAGCGUCUACACUUGCAGUAAACUCCGAGCGCACCUCGCGACCUCAUCAGCCGAAGCACCAUGGGAAAGAGCCGUCACGGACUCGUGAGCCUCCGCGCCAUCAACGGGCAAACGCGACGUGCUACAACUGCGGAAAACCAUGGCCUCACAGUAAGGGACGCUCCAGUUGCCCCGCUCUCGGCAAACGGUGUACUGCGUGUCACAAAACGGGACACUUUGCUAGUGUGUGUCGUUCAGCACACAAAGCCGUACACGCAGUCGUGCGCGACAGCAGCCCUGACAGUGAUGAACACGUUUUCAUGACCUCCGCUCACUGUCACGCAGUUAAGGGAUCUCCACAGGUAGACAUCAAACUUGAUGGCGAGGACGUCCGUUUUACAAUUGAUACUGGCGCUACCGUGUCUGUCGUCGGUUCGAACAACUUAAAAAAUCGUCUAAGCAAGGAAACGCUGUCCAAGACAUCUAAGAAAGUAUUUGCUUAUGGGGCAAGUUCUCCUUUACCGCUACUUGGAAAGCUUGAUGUUGUCAUGACCUACAAGGAGAGCAGCAGCCAUGAAACUCUCUACGUUGUGUCUGGAGACUGUGCACCACUGCUCAGUUUCUCUGCAGCUUCCCGUCUAGGACUAGUCCAGAUCACGUAUAGUGUGGGAGACGUUACCAACAGACUGGAUCCGAGGAUGGCCUACCCAGACCUUUUCAAGGGAGUGGGCUGUCUAAAGGACUUCCAGGUGCACCUCCAUGUUGACCCCAGUGUCCAACCAGUAGCCCAACCUCACAGACGCAUUCCCUUCUCUAUGCGAAAGCCACUGGAAAAAGAGCUCGAAAGGCUACAGUCCCUUGGCAUAAUCGAAAAGACUGAAGGACCAACCCCCUGGGUAUCGCCAAUUGUCGCAGUACCGAAGCCACAUGACCCCGAGCACAUUCGAAUGUGUGUUGACAUGCGCUGUGCCAACCAAGCUAUCCAGCGUGAGAGACACGUCACACCCACAGUGGACGACAUCUUUGCUGCUUUGAACGGCUCCAUCUUAUUCUCCAAACUCGAUCUGAAAGAUGGGUACCACCAACUAGAACUUGACGCAUCAUCCCGUGUGAUCACCACUUUCUCCACACAUGCUGGGCUCUUCCGAUACAAGAGACUCAACUUCGGAAUCAACUCGGCAGCCGAAGUGUUUCAGGACACCAUCCGUCAGGUUCUAACUAACAUCCCCAACGUGCUCAAUGUAAGCGAUGACAUAUUGGUGUAUGGAAAGACUGAGAAAGAACAUGAUGAGGCUUUGAAGGCCACAUUGGAAUGCCUACUUGCAAGUGGUCUCACACUGAACGUCAAGAAAUGCAGGUUCUACCAACGGGAACUUACAUUUUUCGGGCAUGUGUUCUCCAGCAACGGUGUGCAACCGGACCCCACUAAGGUGUCUGCGAUCUUAGGUGCAUCACCACCUUCCAGCGCCAGUGAAGUGAAGAGUCUCCUCGGGCUCGUUAACUACUGUGGUCGGUUCAUACCCAACUUGGCCCACCUCACCCAACCACUCAGGAAACUCACGGCCAAAGGAGAGGACUGGUGUUGGACAGACAAACAGCAAGACGCCCUGGACGAACUGAAGAGAAAGCUUUCCGAGGCCACAACUCUCGCCUACUUCGAUCCAGGAAAGAACAUCGCACUCAUUGUAGAUGCUGCUCCUCAUGGCCUUGGUGCCAUUCUCACGCAGACAUCCGGAAGCGAAACCAGAGUGGUAGCAUAUGGGAGUCGUGCUCUUUCUCCUGUGGAGGCACGCUACUCUCAAAUUGAACGGGAAAUGCUGGCCGUGGUGUGGGGAAUUGAGCAUUUUCACAUCUACUUGUAUGGGACAGCAUUCCGCCUACUGACAGACCACAAGCCAUUGGUCAGCAUUCUCAGCAACCCUUGCUCCCUGCCUUCAGCACGGCUGGAGCGUCUGGCACUUCGAAUUCAACAAUACACCUAUGAAGUGCAACACACUAGUGGUCCAAGUAACCCAUCUGACUACUUGUCCCGACACCCAGUAAACUCCACGUCACCAUAUCGGUGCAUGGAGUCUGUUGCCGAACAGUAUGUGAACUUCAUUGUGUCUCAUAGCCUGCCUCGUGCCAUGACCAGAGAGGAGGUAACCGAAGCAACGCUCGCUGACCCGGUGAUGAACUCGCUCAAGAAAGCCCUAAAGCAACCCCAGCAAGGCAAAGAGUGGAAAACCACAACUCUGAUGCCCUUCUCUCGCGUUGCGACAGAACUGUCAGUUUCCAAAGAAGGCCUUGUGUUAAGAGGCACGCGGAUAGUACUGCCAGCACAACUUCACGCUAAGGCAGUGCAUCUUGCACAUCGAGGACACCAAGGCAUCGUCAAGACAAAACAGCUGUUGCGUGAGAAAGUGUGGUUUCCAGGGAUAGACUCUUUGGUGGACCAGACAGUUAAGAGUUGCCUGGCAUGCCAAGCAAACACACCAGUACACCAUCGAGAUCCCUUGCCAAUCCAGGAGCUGCCUCGAGGCCCGUGGACUGAACUGUCGUUAGAUUUUGCUGGCCUUUUCCCUGAUGGCAAGUAUGCCAUGGCAGUGGUGGAUGAUUUCUCCAAGUACCCAGUUGUUAGCAUCCUACACACUCUUGCAGCACCUACAGUCAUCAAGCAGCUGCGCACUGUUUUCGCUCAGUUCGGCUGUCCAGAAGUUGUAAAGUCAGACAAUGGCUCACCAUUUCAGAGUGAGAGUUUUGCAGAGUUCGCCAGUGAGCUCGGGUUCAAGCAUCACCGCAUCACCCCACGGUGGCCAGAGGCUAAUGGGGAAGCAGAAAGAUUCAUGCGCACCCUCAAGAAGUCUAUACUCGCAAGUCGUGUCAGCCACUUGGAUUGGACUAAUGAGCUUCAGUCGUUCCUCCUGGCUUAUAGGUCCACACCUCAUAGUUCCACAGGGAAAUCUCCGUUUGAACUUCUGUUUGGGAGACCCAUGAAGAAUCUUCUACCGACACUUGUCGCUGGUACUCACAACUCGGCUCAGUACGAGGCCAGACAGAAUGACACUAAAAGAAAAGCAUACAACAAGUGGUACGUCGACACUCGGAGGCAUACAAGUAACAACCAGCUGUGUGUGGGACAACAAGUCCUCUGUAAACAGGACAGGUCAAACAAGUUUUCGCCUUACUAUGACCCACACCCAUACACAAUCACCAAAGUCAAUGGCUCCAGAAUCACAGCAUCCAGAGAUGGAGUGUCGAUUUGUCGCAACUCAAGUUUCUUCAAAGAUGCAAGCACAGUUCAAGUGGAACGACAUCAGGACCCGACCGACAUGCCAUAUCUGGAUGAUGAAGCUGUGCCGAGUAACAGUGACCUUCCAACCCCCAGCAUAGCUACUCCUAGCCAAGCCAUAUCAGCAGCUCCCAAGACCGUCUCUAAGCGGUACCCCCAACGAUCCAGGCAACGACCUAGGCACCUGAAAGACUUCGUGUUUAAGCAAAACUGAUUUUUCCUUCUCUGAGGGGAUGAUGUAGUGUCCAUGUAUGGCACUCUUUGUAAUGAAGGAAGGCAACCCUGGGGUUCGGGGGCUUCCAAGAUGGCUGCAGUUUCAUUGAAAUAAAUGUGUGUGUGUUCCCAACAGAA
This is a messenger RNA of Dermacentor albipictus, 5123 nucleotides long. NCBI's taxonomy places the organism in Eukaryota, Metazoa, Arthropoda, Arachnida, Ixodida, Ixodidae. The record is from RefSeq and is a predicted model, not a curated record.